Molecule: messenger RNA, 905 nt
Organism: Perkinsus marinus ATCC 50983
Lineage: Eukaryota; Perkinsozoa; Perkinsida; Perkinsidae
Product: cytochrome Coxidase subunit, putative
Exons: 7
Coding region: 1-777 (258 amino acids)
Biological process (GO): mitochondrial electron transport, cytochrome c to oxygen
Cellular component (GO): mitochondrial envelope
Source: RefSeq, a predicted model, not a curated record
AUGACCCUGCUAACGAGGACCUUCACGCGCUCUCUCGGGGCAUCCCUCCUAUCCAAUCGAGCUACUCUACUCUCCAAUAAGCAGCAAAGCAGAUGGUAUCGCCAUUGGCACCGUAUGUCUGAGGAUGAUUGGGCUCUGCCCUUGGACUCCAUGCCUGAGGACGUGAAAACUCUGAUGGCCACACCACAGACCGAACGAGGCUUCGUAGAGGACUACUGGUAUAAUAGAAUACGUGGAGAGGCAACACUGUUGGACCCAGAGGCUCUGCCAUCUAAGAGCUACAUUGACCUGGCCAGGGACAUGGGACUUCAGAUUGUCGAUGAACCUUCGAGCCAUAUGAUGGGUCUUAUCGAGCUAUACGAGUACUUGAGAGGGGCAUCUUUUGUCGGCCCUUUUGGUACUAUAGAGAACCCUGUCCUGGUCCCAGCUGUGGGUCAGGAGCGCGUUGUAGCCUGCACUGGAGGAGUUGGUGAUGAGGAGCAUUUCACCUUGUGGUUUAGAUGCAGGGAAGGUUUCAUGUACCGUUGUGGAGAAUGUGACCAAAUUUUCAUGCUCGUGCGGCUCUACUACGAGGACCGUUACUGGACACAGACCCUCGUCAGAGACACUUUUAUGUCUGAUGGUGACAUGUUCGACUUAAAGACACUGGAGAGGGUGCAUAAGAUGUGGAAUAAGGACGAGAUGGUCCGAUGGGAGGUCGGCUACUGGGCCCAGGAUUAUGUCCUUGGCAAGGGUGUACUCCCUGGUAUGGUGGAGGAACAUACUCGUGUGAACUAAGUUUAACGAUGCACCUUUUUGAUACUAUUAUCAUUGCACAGCGUUUGAGUGGAUAUUUCCCUCAUACGUCAUAUGGAAAGCGUCGUCGUAUAACAUGCGGGGGCUCUAAUAGUGAAUUUUCGAAACAC